This is a messenger RNA of Pygocentrus nattereri (red-bellied piranha), 1295 nucleotides long. RefSeq names its product translocase of inner mitochondrial membrane 22 homolog (yeast) (gene timm22). Gene Ontology annotation, cellular component: TIM22 mitochondrial import inner membrane insertion complex. The coding region runs from base 39 to 617 and encodes 192 amino acids. Gene Ontology annotation, biological process: protein insertion into mitochondrial inner membrane. The record is from RefSeq and is a predicted model, not a curated record. Gene Ontology annotation, molecular function: transmembrane protein transporter activity. The transcript is spliced from 4 exons. Lineage: Eukaryota; Metazoa; Chordata; Actinopteri; Characiformes; Serrasalmidae.
UUCAUUUGCUACAUUUACCAUCUCAUCCUUCUUGCGGCAUGGCGGCGCCCGCAAGAGGCAGCGAGGAGCGAUCAACAGCCGGCCAGGACAAUGAAUAUUUACAGUACAGUGUUGUUUUGGAGCACCUUAUCGGGAGCAAGAGGCAAAUUAAAGAGCUGAACCCGAGCGUGAUGGGGGGCUUACCGAGUCCCCAGAAAACGGAGGAGCAGAAGCUGAUCGAGCGCGGAAUGGAGAGCUGCGCCUUUAAAGCAGCGCUGGCCUGCAUAGGAGGUUUUGUCUUGGGAGGUGCUUUUGGAGUCUUCACAGCAGGGAUUGACACCAAUGUUGGGUUUGAUCCCAAAGACCCACUAAAGACUCCCACAGCAAGAGAGGUUUUGAGAGACAUGGGCCAGAGAGGAAUGUCUUAUGCCAAAAAUUUUGCCAUUGUUGGUGCUAUGUUCUCAUGUACAGAGUGCAUCAUAGAAUCACACCGUGGUAAAUCUGACUGGAAAAAUGCAGUAUACAGUGGCUGUAUCACUGGAGGUGCGAUUGGAUUUAGAGCUGGCUUGAAGGCUGGAAUUCUGGGCUGUGGAGGGUUUGCUGCUUUUUCUGCUGCCAUCGAAUACUACCUGCGAUGAACGUCAGCCUCGCGACUUCCCGAGUCAGAUGGGUUACCAGUCCUUUGGGAUGCACAACAGUCAAGAAUGGACACUGAAUAUGAGACUUUCUAUUUUGGCAGGCUUUACUUGCUUGUCAAAUGAUUUGGACUUAUUCUCAGGAAGAACUUAUUUUCCAAUCCAGUUUCUGUGGGGGACCAGUUGGACAAGUGUAUAAUGUGUUUGUUGGCGAAAGGGUCAGUACAGGCUGUUCUUUGCUGAAGUAAAUGUGAAACACAAGUCAUGUAAUAACUUGCAUCAUGCAAGCAAGUAAAGUAAUUAAAAGUAUUUUUCAUUAAUAUAAGAGCUGUCUUGCAAAGGUAUGAGGCAUCAUUAUGAUUUAUCCUGUCAAUGUAUGUAUCAUGUUGAGAGGAAAAUGAUUGCAACUAUUAGUAAAGGAUUGUCUUUUGGUCCUCAUAUAGAAUCCUACAGAUUAUAAAUAAAAUAUUAAAAAGUCUUUGGGGGGCUAGUUAUAUAAAUGUAGAUCAGUAAGCCGUAACUCUAUUGAUUUAAAUGUGUUUUGUCCUGCAGUGGUAAUAAUGACAGUAAAGAAAUAAUAGCAAUUUGGGUUAUACAAAGUACUGUUGUUCCUGUGGUCAUGUCCAAAAGUUUUGUAGACACUUGCUCAUCCAGUGUUUCUUCCAAAAUCAAGGGCAAUAA